AUGGGAGAGAGCUCGCCGGAUCUCAGCCUCCGGCUACGCCAAGGCAGCUCCGAUUCCAGAGACUCCUUCUACAUGGACUUUGCUCAGGGUAUCGAUUCCGAUAUCGAGGAAGUGACGCGACCAGGCGACAAUAAUUCCGAUCCCAUGCUAGAAAAUCAUCUGGAGGAGAACGGAAACGACCUGCCGCCGAUUGAGGACAUCACAACGAUCCCCGAAGAAGCCUCCGAAGAGUUGAGGGAGGAGGAAGAGGCAGCCGCGUUGGAGGCUGCGCUUCGAACGCCAGACGGCGGCGCGAUUAGCACGGAAAUCAGGAAACCGUCGGCUGCGACGCUCACGCAGGACUGGCCAGGAUUGCCAGUCGCUCUACCAUCACCAGCAUCGCCAUCCGCGGUAAUCGUCUCGCCGGAAACGCUGUCUAGACACAGCAGCAGCUCACCUUCUCGCGUUCACCGACCACCCCAGUUUGCGUUGGCCCUGCCAUGUUCCUCGCAACCGAUUCCGGCGGUCUGCUAUCCGGCGCCGACCUUCCUCGAGGUCACCGACGAGCGGAAGUGGAAGAACCUUGGAUGCGACGCCCUGGCGACCACUUUGAGCGCAUUGUACGGGAAACUUCUGGUUGUGAUGGGGAUCGCCUUUCCCAUGGCGGAAGUAAUAUCCACGUACAUACCGCCGUCGUUCUAUGAGGCUUUCUACCUUUAUCUCUACUUUGGCAGCAUGAUUUUCCUGGUCUACAUGUACAUUAUGUUGUUCAGAGACAACAAGACAAAGCCGACAGAGAAGCAGAAGGAGGUGUGCGAUCUGGACUCGUCGAGAUCGUCAAGUGGCGCCGGCGGUGACAGCGACACGCCUGAGAACGGAUAUCCGCACAUGCAUCCGGGAUAUCCGGUCCAGCAUUACGGCAGCUUCUAUCUGCGAAUGGGCGCUGUCGCAUUCGGCAUCGGCUCGAUGAUCUAUUCCGGAUUAGAAUUCGGUCAAUAUUUCGAGCUGGAACAGAACACCAAGUGUCACAACAUCAUGCUGGCUCUCACGCCGGCCACGAGGAUGGCCUUCAUCUUCAUUCAGAUGUACUUCAUAUUCCUAAAUAAUGAGCAAAUGAAGGUUCAUCGCCAUCGCGUUGUAGCACGUUUCGGACUAAUGCACAUGAUUGGCACGAAUCUGUCAGUCUGGCUGAACGUUCUCGUGCAGGAAACGAAACACGAGAUCCUCACCUUUUACAAUCCGGAGAACAACUCUCUCAGAAUCUCUCAUAGACUUGGCUCAAAGGGUGGACUUCAUCUCGGCGGUCACACUCACUCUCAUCACGGAGAACACGUGCGACUCCCACGCGGUCUCAAAGGACCCCAUCACAUGUUCGAAUGCAGAAGAACGAAUAUAAUGGGAUCGUUGGUGCAAGAUGCCAGCCCCUUCCUCUUUCCGUGUACGAUAGAAUAUAGCUUGAUUUGUGCGGCCAUUUUAUACGUUAUGUGGAAAAACAUAUCGAAAAUCGGAUUCACGCAGCCUACGACACCGCCUGGCUCGCGUCAUCACGCACAUGCCUACAGGAAGUCGCCUCAUCAUUACAGCGUAGACUGCGCCCGCGCGCACAAGGGCCUGUUCGUAGGCAUAUUGAUUCUGGUGCUGACCAUAAUCUCCUUGAUCCUCUUCUUCGUCCUCAUUUCGCGACCCGAGCUGGUCAGCCUCGCCGUGACCGAGGUGAACGUCUGCGAGCUGACGCUGUACGGGAUGUCCACCCUGGCGACGCUGAUCGGCAUGUUCCAGAUGCGCAAACUGCGCUACGACGGCGGCAGAAAUCUCGAGCUCGACAACAUCCUCCUGGUGGCCGCGCAGACCGGCAUGUUUAUCUAUUCCACGUUUACCAUCAUCGGCGGACACUUCACCCUGCAGAAGCACACCGUCCUCGUGCUGGUCACCGCUCUGGCCAGCGUCGUCCAGACUACCUGCCAAACCAUCUUCAUCCUGGACGCGUCCAGACGUUCGGUCGCCACCGCCGAGCAGAUACGGCGAAAGCCGGGCAGGGAGAUCGUGACGUUUCUGCUGGUGACGAAUCUAGCCAUGUGGGCGAUCAACACUCUGGAGAAGUCCCGAGCGGAAUCGCAUCCGGUACAGUUGCACUUCUACGGCCUGUGGGCGUGGACGAUCAUUACCCACGUCUCGAUGCCGCUGGCUAUUUUUUACAGAUUCCACAGCACCGUGUGUCUGUGCGAGAUAUGGAAGCGGGCCUACAAGGUCAAACCGACCUACAUGUGACGCAAGAGAUCCCGCGAGAUCAUAUGGAAGACCGGGGGUGCGCCGCAACGGCCCAAGAGCCAACAGUCGAGGCUUCACGCCAUCGCGGAGAACGAUCCGGCAUAUUUCAUAUGAUCGAGAGAAAUAUCGAAUCGCUGCGACCGUUGAAGCUGGCGCGAAAUCCGUCUCGAAGAGGAAGAGUAGUCAACAUCGAGUUUUUUUUUUUAGAUGAACAGAACUUUUCUGGACGUUCAAACACGAUUAAAGCGAUGACAUACGCACACAAUUCAUAGGCGCGAGAUAGGUAUUCACUCCAGGAUAUCUCAGAAAAGUUUUUACUGGAUAGAUUCGGAGAUUUCUGAUGACAUUUGAAUAUUACAUGCGUAAAUUGACUGUUUCGAGAAGAAUGCAGGAAAAUAUUGAUAAAGAAAAACCGUCACGUAAACUCAUUUAUUGAAAGUCGAUGUCCCUAGCUAGCAUUGUACAAAUAUAUUUCGUAUAUAUAAAUAUGGACGAGGCUAUAAAAUUGAUAUAACUGUCACUGUUUCAAACCAUCAUCAAUUUCUAACAAGAAUCACCUGUUCGUCGAGUUCACUCUCGCUAGAAUAAUCAUGACAUGAAUUUUAGCAACCUGUAGAAACGAACUAUCUCUGGAGAUGCGUGUGUUGAGAUCCCUUCGUCGAUAUAAGCGAUUUAUCGAGAUACAAUAUUAUAUACGGUCUCCUUAACUACUUUUUAGAGGUUCAAUAUUAAUCCUCUUACUCGCCAUUGAUAUCUGUAAAUAGCUUCUUUACCAAGCAGCAAAACCUAUGCAAAGUAGGGGAGAUUUAUGAAACCGCACAAACAUAACGCGCACUUAACAGAAUCGCAGAUUUUGCUGCGAUAAAAGGAUAUGACGCGUGCAUUGAUAUUUCGCUUUCUCACAGCUUUCGUCCCACGCGAAUGAUCCUAAAAAUGACAGCACGAGCUCACCGUACAUAAGAAUCAUUCGAUGAACGCAAUUUUUAUCGCGAUAGCAGACGAACGAUCUCGCUGAUCUGGUAUUGAGCGAAUAAGGAGAUGAGAAAAAGAUCGUUUACCUAUAUCAUAUAAGAAAUUAUCUCAAUCAAUUGUACUUCUGAAAUCGAUCUAACUGCUUAAACAAAUCUCCCGGAAUAAAAUUCAUGGGUAAACGUUAAAAUGACACGUAAUAAUUUUCUAAAUUUUUUUCUCGUUUAAAGAUAAUAAUCAAAUAUGUUUCCUCAAUUCAAUCGAUUGACAGAUAGGACGUAGAAAGUUCGAAGAAACAUAAUUGACCAUGAUUUUUGUUAAUCGUACGUGAAUUAGCGCUCUCUCAGAUGUCUAAAACGCACAUUUUUUAGAUGACAAAGUGUACACGCGUUAGAAAUAGAAAGGACUAGAUUUUUCUUAGAAACAAUCUGAUCGAAGCGGCUGGCGUAGGCCUUUCUUCGGCCUUUAAGGGAACAAUAAAUCUUCGUUCGAUAAAUUUUUCUAUCUAUUCCGAGCGACGAGUGAGAAGAGGGAUGCAAAGAGUCUCCUCUCUCGCUCUCUCUCAUAAGACUGAAACGAACGUUAGGGGAGCGGUCGAGAUGGACCGAGUAUAAAUCCUGAUCCACUUCGUCUGGCUAUAACUCGUUCGUUCGACGUAAUUCAUGGCAUUCGAAUACUCUCACGGAUAUCCGUCUUCCACGUAGUACAAACUGCAGUUUAAACAACAAUCGUCCAUGCAGAUGAUUCGGGAAUUAAAAUGGCGAUAGGAGAUUAAACAAAAAUUACGAGUACAAUAGUAUAAGAGAUGAUAUCGUAGUACACUGAUAUUAUUCGCAAAUAUUUUCCUAACUAACGAAAUUUUAUCUUUCUAAUUGAUAAACAAAUACCGUAAUUAAUUAGUAGUAAUAACGAUGUAACGUUUCUAUUUACCUUUCGCUUUUUUAUUUACCCGACUCGAAAUUGAUACUCGCCCCGUGAACUUGAUAUUUUAGAGCCUCACACACACUGUCCAUGUAUAAUUCGAGACAAAAAGAUAGAGAUAAUAAAUAUUCUAAAGGAAUAAUGCGCACAGAAAUUUGAGAGCUUUAGCCAUUUUAUACCUAAAAGGAUGUACGCACAAGGCAAAUAUAAUUUUACACAUUAUCACUAUCGUAGAAAUGAAUUCGUAGAAACGAAAAUAAUUAGUGCUACUGUUGCGAUUAUAUAGUACAUGGAUAUUUUAUUCUCGGCGUUGGAUUUGUAUUAUCGAGAGAAACUAAUUUUACGUCGGGCUCAGAAAGGUGAUCAGGAUUCAAAUCGAUGCACGAACGUCUGUCGGACACUCGUGUGAUUUUCAGAGCUAGAUUACAGAGACGAAAAAAACUGAAGACGCGUUCGAAGUAGAAAAUAUAAUAACAGUACAACGGCUGAUCAUAUCAUUAAGCCUUAAAUCCGUCGAGAAGAGUGCUGUCCGAGCUCUAAUAAGAGAGAUUAAGAGGGAUCAAGAUCGAUUGCGAUCAAAAGCGCGAUCUCGAAACUAGAAGCGACCUACUCGAAUUUCUUUUAAUGCUUAACUCACAGAUGUGAUGGUGAGAGGAUCACAGAUGCGAAUGAACAAACUGAGACGUGAUCACGUACGGGUACGCGUGUGUGCGUGUAUGCAAAGAUAUGUGUGUGUGUGUGUGUAUGUGUGUGUGUGUGGCCUUGUACAUGAAACGAAAGAAAAAAAAAAGAUACAGAGAAAGGAGGGAAAGUCGAGAUCUAACGGAAAUAUGUAUAAGCGUUUAUAGGUAAUACGUGUUUCGUGCUAGAAGCUUUGAUAUAUCGAUUAUCGCCGUUGCGAAUUAUAGUUAUCCGAUCGGUGCGCAGUCGAUUUUUUUGUAAAAUAUAGUUUCUCUAAGACGGUUGUAAAUAAACGAAGGAGAUAUACAAUAAAAGAGCGAAAUUCUCUCGGUGUUUAGCGCUAGUUGUGUCGACAUGUUUCUUCCUAUAGCAUAUAUAUAUAUAUAUAUAAUAUAUAUAUACACAUAUUUAUAUAUACAAGAUAUAAAUAUAUUUAUUAUUACGUUGUUCUAUUAUAAUAUUUAUUGUAAUAUCUGACAUAUAGAAUUUACGCGCGACAUGUUACGUUUAUUGAAAGUCCCAAGGACUCAUGCCGAGAUCUCACAUGUUUCUCCUCUCUUUUACUUCUACUACUCCUAAAUAGAGCAAUUAGAACACAAGACGAAUAUUUCAAUGACAAGACAAAACUCUAAAGAAAAAUAUUAAACGAUGAUAUAAAUUUAAUUGUUGUAAUUAUUUAAAUAAUCCACAUUUUCACUUCCAAUGUUGCAAGAAUAAAUCUCUUGCUGGACACUCGUCCUAUCCUUGCCGGAUAGAUUUUUCUGCACAUCGUUGACGCAUUUACGGAUCUCGGCAUAAGUCUUUUCCGUAAAAAGAUGAAAACCAGGGCGAAAUUACGAAAGAACGCAAUUCGCACUCGCGAGUGAUAUAAGAGGGAAACGAGUAGAGGAAAUGGGUUCUCUCUCUUUAUUAUAUCACACUUCUAAACUGUACUUUUUCUAUGUCCGCAUAAUCUAGUUCCUACGCAAUGUUUGUACUCUUAUACCCUUUGUACUAUUUGUACCUUACGAAUUGCAAUACACUCGUCCGCAAUAAA
Messenger RNA from Camponotus floridanus (Florida carpenter ant), 5854 nucleotides. Its product is annotated as proton channel OtopLc. The transcript is spliced from 8 exons. Gene Ontology annotation, molecular function: proton channel activity. Gene Ontology annotation, biological process: proton transmembrane transport. Gene Ontology annotation, cellular component: membrane. NCBI's taxonomy places the organism in Eukaryota, Metazoa, Arthropoda, Insecta, Hymenoptera, Formicidae. Bases 1 to 2247 code for a protein of 748 amino acids. The record is from RefSeq and is a predicted model, not a curated record.